Molecule: messenger RNA, 1473 nt
Organism: Arctia plantaginis
Lineage: Eukaryota; Metazoa; Arthropoda; Insecta; Lepidoptera; Erebidae
Source: the annotation of a GenBank genome assembly
AUGUUCGGAAAUGGGCUGAUGCUAAGAAACUACAGGAGGAGAGGGAUUCCUCAUUACCCCCCACAUCCGAUCUUGGGAAGUCUAACAUUUCUGCAGCGGCAGAAUCCUUCUAUUUGGAUGCGGCAACUAUACAAAGACUUCAAAGCUCCAUAUGUGGGUAUAUGGUUAUUCUGGCGACCAGGCUUGGUGAUCAACAGCCCCGAAAUAACGAGAAGGAUUCUGGUCAAGGAUUCGGAGAACUUCAGAAAUCACUUUCUUAGUUCCGGGAAGACUGAUCCUAUAGGUUCUUUGAAUUUGUUUACGGUUAAUGAUCCAAUCUGGACAUCACUGAGACGUCGUUUAACAGGGGUAUUCACGUCUGCCAAGUUGAAAAUGCAUAGUGGUAUUGUACGAAUAAAAACGAAUGAUCUAUUAGAACGUAUCAGAGACGAAACAUCUAAAAAUAAUAAUAUACAUCUUAGAAAACUAUUGUCAGACUUCACGGUUGAUAUCAUAGGAGAAUCAGCAUUUGGUAUUGUGAGUGAGUCGGUGAAGACUGGGAAUAGUGUCAUGAAGGAAAUCGCCCAGGAAUUUAUGAAUUUUGGUCUGCACAGAGGGCUUAGUUGGUCCAGCAUAUUCUUUUUUCCAGAAUUAGUUGAUGUAUUUAGAUUCUCUUUUUUUCCAAAACACACAAUAGAACGACUCCGUUUGAUAUGUCGCUCUGUCAUAAAUCAGAGAGGAGGAUUCGAAAAAAAGAUGAAAGAACCCAAAGACCUCUUAGACGCUUUGAUUAAGAUGAAACAAGAAGCUUCUGAAGAAGGAGAAGAAAUGAGUGAAGACUUCCUAGUUGCUCAAGCCUCAAUUUUCCUAGUUGGAGGAUUCGAUACAUCAGCAUCCACUAUGAGCUGGGUCAUUUAUCAUCUAGCAUGGCAUCCAGAACAUCAGCAAAGAUUGUACGACGAAAUCCUGAAUCUCAAACAAAAGUAUGAAGGUGAAGAUUUAAGCCCCAGCGCUCUCUCAGAGCUUACGUACUACAAUUGUGUCAUAAAAGAAACUCUGAGACACUUUCCACCAAUGGGCUGGUUGGAUCGCGUUGCUACAAAAGAUUAUCAAAUCGACGAAAAUCUGACUAUUCCCGCUGGGACCCCGGUCUACUUAAAUGCCGUAGGCAUGCAAGUAGACCCGCAGUACUUCCCUGACCCAAUGGUGUUCAACCCUGAUAGAUUUUUGCCAGAAAAUGAGCGGAACAAUACGCCUUUUACAUUUCUACCUUUCGGAGAUGGACCGAGGGCUUGCAUAGGUAUGCGAUUCGCUUUCCAUGUUCUGAGGCAGGCCUUGUCAUCAAUAAUAUACAAUUUCGAGAUACGAGUGGUGCCUGAUACUCCUAAGCCCAACGAAGUCGAGGUGGAAAAAAAAGGAACGUUCUUCAUGCCCAUGGAUGAAAGAAUGGUCGUUCAGUUUGUGCCUAGAGAAAAUUUACAAAGUUCUAUGUGA